This is a messenger RNA of Pseudopodoces humilis (Tibetan ground-tit), 468 nucleotides long. RefSeq names its product transmembrane protein 207 (gene TMEM207). The record is from RefSeq and is a predicted model, not a curated record. Lineage: Eukaryota; Metazoa; Chordata; Aves; Passeriformes; Paridae.
AUGUUUCUCACAUUAAUAAUGUGGAGACCUGGAGCUUUGUGUUUAACAUCAUGGAUCACAGCAGGAACUGGAGUUCUGUCUUUAACCUUCUUCCAGUCAGCAGACUCUGGGUCGGACUGUGAGCUUGACGAGAGGUGCAUUGGACAGAGCGAUGAAAACUUUAGCAGCUGGUAUGUGUGGUUCCUGCUGUUGUUUUUCCUGGCCGUGCUCCUGUCCUGCGGGAUCUGCUGCUGCCUGCAGUGCUGGCUGAAGCGGCGGAGCUGCCUCCCCCGACGCGCCGUGGCUGUCUUUGCCCUCAGCAGCUCGGAUGCCUUUUGUGCUACUGAAGCAGCUCCAUGCCCAUUCUCCGGAUCCCUGAGCCCCUGCAUGACUGCAGAGAUUUCCUCUUCUCCUGCCCCAUGCUUCAGCCUUGCGGGAACUGAAUUGCCUCCAUCCUAUGAGGAUGUUAUGAAGGAAAACAAGGUCUAG